AUGGAUCAAUCAGGAUCUGCUGUGAAGAAUCAUGUGGAGAAACUUGAGAAAUUCAAGGGUUCGGAUUUCAAACAUUGGCAACAGAAGAUGUUGUUCUAUUUGACAACUCUUCAUGUGGCAGAUGUUCUCACGACCGAGGCUCCAAAGGCUCUUCCCGAAGGAGAUGGAGAGAAUGUUCCAACUGAUGUUCAAAGAGCCGAAAAUCAGAAGGCCAUUGUUGCCUGGGCUAGCAAUGAGUUUCUGUGCAGGAACUACAUUCUUAAUGCCUUAGACGAUUCCCUGUAUGAUAUCUAUUCAUCAUUCAAAACAAAGAAGCCACUCGCCCCACAAAAGACUAAAGCCUUCAAAAAACCACAAACUGGUGGAUGUUGGGUGUGUGGCAAACCUGGGCAUAGAGCAAAAGAGUGUUACUUCAAGAAAGAUCAAGGAGGUGGUGGUUCUGGAAAUUCCAACAACCAAGCUAACCUUGCUGAAACUGAAAAUCAAUUCAUUGGAGUGGUUUAUGCAGCAAAUCUUGUAACUAAUUCAACUGAUUGGUGGAUUGAUACCGGUGCUUCAAUGCACGUAUGCUCUGCAAGGGAGAUAUUCACUUCAUACCAGCCAAUCAAGGAAGGAGAACCUUUGUUCAUGGGGAAUGCCACAACUACCAAAGUUGAAGGAAAAGGAAAGGUGAUUCUGAAAUUCACUUCUGGAAAAGAACUUGUACUUACUAAUGUACUUCAUGUGCCUGAAAUAUGUAAGAACCUAGUGUUUGGUCCUGUUCUAAGUAACAAGGGAUUCAAACUAGUGUUCGAAUCUGACAAAUUUGUACUCACCAAGGGUGGGGUGUAUGUAGGAAAAGGUUACCUUAGUGAAGGGCUCUUUAAACUAAAUGUUGUACCUACUAUGGUUGCUGUUAUUAAUAAUAAUAAUGCAGGCACUAGCGCUGCUUCUAUGUACAUGGUCACUCUCACAAAUCUGUAG
Molecule: messenger RNA, 963 nt
Organism: Rosa chinensis
Lineage: Eukaryota; Viridiplantae; Streptophyta; Magnoliopsida; Rosales; Rosaceae
Exons: 2
Coding region: 1-963 (320 amino acids)
Molecular function (GO): nucleic acid binding; zinc ion binding
Source: RefSeq, a predicted model, not a curated record